AUGUUCUAUCAGCCUGGAGUGACAGAGCACAAUCUUCCCCGUGAUCCGUUUAAGGCUUGCGUGGUGCCUCGUCCGAUCGGAUGGAUCUCAACCCAGAACAAAGAGGGGCAAGCGAACUUGGCACCUUACUCCCAAUUCAACAAUCUCACAUUCGACCCGCCGUAUGUCAUGUUUUCUUCCAACCAAACCAUGAACGGCACACGUAAGGACACUGUGAUCAACGUGGAGCAGACUGGACGGUUCGUCUGGAAUCUAGCGACAUGGGAUCUUCGCGAGGCCGUGAACAUCUCGGCGGAGCAAGUGCCCUAUGGUGUAGAUGAAUUUGAGCGUGCGAAGGUCACUAAAGAGCCGGCAAGCCAGAUGAAUGUCCCCAUGGUGCAGGAAUCGCCGGUGAAAUUCGAGUGCGAAUAUCAUUCUACCGUGCGGCUACCGGGAAAUCCUCCAAUGGGGACUGUGGACAUGGUGAUUGGCCGAGUAAUCGCUGUACAUAUCAAAGAUGAGGUGUUGACAGAUGGAAUUCUGGAUAUCAAGAAGACUAAGCCGAUCGCGCGGUGUGGGUACUACCAGUACACGGUGGUGACGGAGACGUUUGACAUGGUGAUCCCCGGGAUGUCUGAGGAUGUUUUAUAUGGGCUGGAGGGGAAUGCGAAGCGCAAUCGUGAGGCCGAAUCACAGAAUACGUGA
Molecule: messenger RNA, 684 nt
Organism: Penicillium griseofulvum
Lineage: Eukaryota; Fungi; Ascomycota; Eurotiomycetes; Eurotiales; Aspergillaceae
Product: flavin reductase family protein
Exons: 2
Coding region: 1-684 (227 amino acids)
Molecular function (GO): FMN binding
Source: RefSeq, a predicted model, not a curated record